This is a messenger RNA of Bursaphelenchus okinawaensis, 1904 nucleotides long. The record is from the annotation of a GenBank genome assembly. Lineage: Eukaryota; Metazoa; Nematoda; Chromadorea; Rhabditida; Aphelenchoididae.
AUGAGCCGGUUCUACUUCAACUCCACCGUCAACGAUGACUACGCGGCGGACUACGGCGAUGACGAGCCGCCGUACAGUAGUGUGCUGGUGUUCGGCAUGGCUUUCGGGUAUAUACUGUAUGCGGUAGCGAUAUUUUUCGGGAUUCCGUGCAAUGUUUUCGUACUGUAUCGAAUGGUCAAGUUGGCCAUGAAGUCCAAGGAAGUGUAUACGUAGGUUUUGGUUUUGGAAAGUUCUUGGCAUUUUUUGUUUUCUAAAGGAAGUUCUUGGCGUUUUUUUUUUUGAUUUUUAAAGAAAGUUCUUGCCAUUUUUAUUCUUGUAAAGAAAGUUUUUGUCAUUUAUUGUUUUGUAAAGAAAGUUCUUGUCAUUUUUUCGCUAUCCGAUAAUUUGUUUGACACUCCCGUCUACAUUUCAAUUUCCAAUAAAUCUUGUGAUAUUUCGUCCAAAGCCAAAUUUUCCAAUUCAUUUCUUGACAUAUCGUCCCAUAACCAUGACUCUCUUUUAAAAUAAAUAUUUUCACAUUAUACCUAAAAUCUUAAUAAUUUCAGAAAUGGAACGGGUAUUUGUCUUCUUGCCAUGUCAAUAGCUGAUCUAGUAUCUCUCUGUUCAAUAUGUGUGCAUUACGUACUCAGUUUCGACGUGAACACAGGGCCAUUUUCGCGUACUGUUGUAUGCAAAUUGGCCAUAUUCAGUACGCAUGUGAGCACAUCAGUCAGUAUAUGGAGCUGGUUAUUGAUGUCAACACUACGGUACUUGUCAGUAUAUCAUCCGUUAUUUCAUUUUCGACUAUGGCGAUUGCCGGGCAGGGUGCUGUUGGUUAUUGUGAGUGGUGCCAGUUUGACCAACUUUGCCUUAUUGUUCAUGGUGGUUUAUAAACAAGAGGUAGGUUGUGAUCGAUGUCUUUAGAUUUUUUUAAACUUUUUUGUGGAGUUUCGUCUGAUUUUAGAAAAUUUCAUUUUUCAAUGAAUUUGUUGACAUUUCGUUUCAAAUUUUGAUUUUUCAAUAAAUUUUGUGACAUUUCGUCCAAUAUUGGAAAUUUUUGACAUUUCGUGCAGUAUUAAUACUCAAAACGUUCAGGAAGGAUGCACAUUAUCAGCCCUAGUGCCAGCAAUGCCAAAUUUGAAUCGUAUCUUUCUGUGCCUGGAAAUCAUAUGGUCUUUUUGUAUUCCAACGGCAAUAAUAUUGUUCGUGGACUCAUCUGUAUAUAUGUGUAGACGUAGAUACGCGGCUUUAUCACAGUACGCGCAACGGAAUUCAAAUGGCCCAAAAAAGGUAAAAACACAAAAAAAUUAAAAUGGUACUAACUGUACCAGACGUUUUUUAAAAUUCGUUAAGCUAUCGUAGCUUUUGAACAAAAAACCAUAAAAUUACUGUAACAUUGAAUACAUCUACUUCUGAAAGCCAAAAAUACCAUUUUUGACCAAAAAAUUUUACUGUAACAUUACUGCCUAGUUUAAAUUUAAAAAAUGAAAAUUUCAGCCAAAAAGUUCAAUGUGGCGUUGGCUGAUCAUCGCUUUGAUCGAUGUUGUAUUAAACACGCCAGAGAACAUAUUUCGAUUAUCAGUCAUACUAGGCCUGGUAGACCAGACCGUAAUGGGGGAGAUGUACAUGUUGGGUCGGACUUUUGCGCAGGUAAGGCUUUUAUAUGUAAAAAGCUCUACUUUUUAUGCAGACCUACCGCUCCACCCCUAAAAAAAAAUCCAGAUUCAUCAAAAUUUUAGGUCCUCUACUACUUCCAAUUCGGCUUCAACGGAGUCUACCUGGCCCUAUUCAUCUACGACAAGUCCACCAAACCAAUAUCUACCGGGCGCACCGGCUCCGACAAAAUAUCAAAAACCAGCAAUGCAGGCUCGAGCACACGAAAAUGUGUGGUCUCUUUCGACACAUCAACCAUUCAAAAGCAUUAA